Cherax quadricarinatus is the source of this 8903-nucleotide messenger RNA. RefSeq names its product myosin-13. The record is from RefSeq and is a predicted model, not a curated record. Lineage: Eukaryota; Metazoa; Arthropoda; Malacostraca; Decapoda; Parastacidae.
ACGAGGGGUCCCUGUUGUAUGGAGCAGACGACACAUCAGCUGACAGAUGUCAACACAAGAUACCGUAUCAGUCCUUGCACUUUUGUAUUGGUUGAGUGUAGACAUCUUGCUUUACUCACUAUCUUGAGUAUCAAUGUCAAUUUUUAAAUAUUUUCCCUCCCUGAGACGUUUGUCUUCAUCAUACACUGCCUGCUGCUGGCCAACUGCAUCAUGAGCGGAAGAUCCAGAACACGUCAGCUGCAGAUUAUGACUCCAGAGGAGGAACUUGAAAAUCUUCGAAAUGAAGUGGGUGUUUUACGGCGUGCUGUGGAGAGUAAGAGUGCUGCAGUGGGGAUCCUCAGAGCAGAACUCCAAGAGUGCCAGAGAGAGCGAGAGAAAUUUCGAACAUUAGCAGAGCAAGGAACACUGCACAGGUCAUCUUCCUCUACUGUCUUAAAGCCAGCAUAUUCUGACCCAUGUCGCUCAGCAAUGCUAAGUGGAUCUGAUGGUACUCUAGCACAGCUACUCUCACAAUCCAAAGAGGAAAAUAAGAUGCUGCGACAGGAUGCCACUGAACUCCGUUGUAAACUGCAUGAUGCCCAGGCUGAUAUCAAGGUUCUUCGGGAAGAGGUUCAGCGUUCACGAGGUGAUGAGGGCCGGCGGAGAAGCCAUGUCCAUACCACCAUGAGUAAGCUUGCACAUCAAGAGCGUGAGCAGUUUAUAUCACAGAUGGAAGAGCUCAGUGCCAAAUGCCAAGCUUUAGAAGGCGAUGUGCGAGGCUUGGUGGAGGAGAGAGAGGAGCUGGUGAGAGAGCUGGAUGCCUCUUCGCAUAAACUCCAUCGCCUCAACUACAUUCUUAAUACAGUUCUUUCCAAUAUUUCUGCUGCUACAACAGCAACACCUCCAAAACGAAUCAUAGAUCUUGAUGCCAUUAUAACGGAAAAUAGGUAUCUACAACAACGUCUGAAACAGUCUGAAGAAGAGAAAGCUCUGGCGAAGAGUAAUGCAUCAAAGUACAAGGCUGCAUUAGAGAAGUGUCGUUCUCAUGGAUCACUCAAGCUAGGUACUUCAGAAAACCUCAUAGUAACACCACAACAAGUUGGUGAGUUACUUCACGACUACCGUGGGGAGGUUGGAGGUGCAGCAGAGAGUGAUCUGAAAUCUUUAUGUGUAGCCCUUGUUGAUGCUCUUAACCAGCGAUCUCGAGCACUUAGAACUCAACGUUCUGCCAACAAGGUACUGGUGGGAAGAAUAUCAGAGUUGGAAAGAAGAUUAUCUACUAUUGGAAGCCCAGAAGAUGCAAAAAUGGAAAACCAUGGUGCAAGCACUGGAAUUAGUAUUCCGGAGCUACAAUUAGCUUCACUGGGUCUUAUGGAUGGUUACAACCCACCAGCAGGACCUAUAGUGAAGUACAGUGAAGAGGAGAUAAUCCAGGACCCUCGUCUUGCAAAAAUAUUUUGUGUGAUAAGUUCAGGACAUGAGCCAGUAGAAAGGAGAAAGUGCAGUGAUGGAUUUAAUAAGGAAAUUGAUAAUUUAAAAGAAAAGCUUACUGGCAAUGGAGAAAAUUGUAGCAGAAACUGCGAAAGUAUCUUGGAGGUUUCAAAGAACAGAGUACAGCUAGAUUCUACUAAUAACUGUUCAAAUGAUAAUAUCAAAGUAAUGACAAAUUGCAGUGUAGCAGCAAGAGUCCAGUGCAGUAGUAAGGGUGAAAACCCAAGUUUUCCAGUUGAUGAAACCACUUUCACCAAACAUGAUAGAAAAGCUGUGUUUGUUAUUGAGUCAGUUUGUGAUACUGGAGAGGUCACCAUGCCUUUGCACACUGCUAUCUCUAAUGAUCUAAGAAGGUCUUCAGUAACACCAAAUGUGGUUAAUAGAGACAAAACUAGAAAUAAUGAAUCAUUAGCAAUUAAUGGAGUGCCAUCUAAAGAAAUAAAUGUGCAGAAUGUUGAUGAUAAAAAAUUAUCGGCAUAUGUUAAUUCUGAGGAUGUUAUUGAAGAAAUAAUACCAAUUGACAAAUUAGACUCGUACAUCAGAGAAGUUCAGCUCAAGAGAAAAACAGUAGGUAACAAACACAGUAAAGAAAGUAAAGUAAGCAGUGAUGCAAGUGAUACCUCAAGUAAUAAAUAUGGAAAUGAAAGUAAAGUAAGCACUGAUGUAAGUGAUACCUCAAAUAACAAACUUCAUAAAGAAAGUAUAGAAAACAAUGUGAGUGAUUCUUCCAGAGCUUCAAGCAAAAAUGAAGAUAGCAAAGUCACAUCAAAACGUCCAAGAGUAGGAAAUGAGGAAGCCAAAGAGGCAGAACCUAUAAAUAAACUAGAGGUAAAAAACACAAGUGAAAAUGAAGAUGAUGAUGAUAGCUUUGACCUUAAUAUAAGUGAUUAUGAUAGUGAUAAUGAUAACCUUGAUGUAGCUCUCCAAGAAUGGCAGAAUGAUUUUGGAAAAGGCAAGAUAAAGGUUAAAGGAAGUCCCUCAAAGGAUUCAAAAGUAAAGAGAGUGAGCGGAAAGGAAGGUUUCAAUAUGUGGCGAAAGGAUGCUCCAUCUGAGACACAGCUGCCACCUGCUUUAAAAGAACUUCUUGACAGAGCUACUGGCACCCUUGACAAUGAGUUAGAUUGUACCUAAGAUAGCUUUGGUGUAUGGAGUUUAUGUAGCUUAAACCUGAAUUAUACUGUAUACAGUACUACGUACUUAGGAUAAUGCAUUAUAUAUUAUAAUUGGAUUGAUCUUAGUGUAUUUUCCAUGGUAAAGGAGUACAGUGCUUUCUCCUUAAACAAUGCAUAUUAUUAAAUAUGACUACAAUGUCAGGAACAAGAGGCUAGUAAUCUCUUCUAUAUAAAUUAUAAAAAAAAAUUAAAUUUUGAAGUUGGGUUGUGUGAAUGAGUGUGGAUGUAAUACAGAUUAGAGCUGAUUGUUAUGAAUGAAGAGAAGCCAGAUGUCCUGACUCUAAGCAAAACAAAGCUAAAGAGAAUGGAAAAAUUUCAGUGGGGGAAGUCAAUGAAGGUUAAAUUGGGUGUAUCUAGGAGAACUAGAGCUAAAAAAAUGGGGUAGCUGCAAUAUUAAAUGAUUAACCAUGGAAGGAGAAGAGGGGAGGAUAUAGAUGUUUAAAUUCAAGAAUUAUGUAGAUUAGAAAAAUGGUGGGGGAGAGAUGUGUAGAGGAGAGAUUUUGGGAGACAUUAAGUGAAUGCUUAGGGAGUUUUCAACAAGGGAGAAAUAAUUGAAAUAAUGGUUGUGGGGAGCCCUAAAUGUUAAAAUGGGUAAACCUGAUAUACAAGAAAGUAAUAGGUAACUUUGAAUUAUACCAUGUAUAGAAAGAGGUUUGGUAAUAAUACUUUAAGAAAAGGGAUGAAUUUUUUUUAUAUUAACACAUCGGCCGUCUCCCACCAAGGCAGGGUGGCCCUAAAAAGAAAAACUUUCAUCAUCAUUAACUCCAUCACUGUCUUGCCAGAGGCGUGCUUACACUACAGUUAUAAAACGGUAACAUUAAUGCCCCUCCUUCAGAGUGCAGACACUGUACUUCCCAUCUCCAGGACUCAAGUCCAGCCUGUCAGUUUCCCUGAAUCCCUUCAUAAAUGUUACCUUGCUCACACUCCAAUAGCACAUCAAGCCCUAAAAACCAUUUGUCUCCAUUCACUCCUAUCUAACAUGCUCACACAUGCUUGCUGGAAGUCUAAGAAUCUCACACACAAAACUUCCUUUUACCCCUUCCCUCCAACCACUCCUAGGCCAACCCCUACCCCACCUUGCCUCCGCUAUAGAUUUAUACACUCUCAAAGUCAUUGUAUUUCCUUCUAUCCUCUCUACAUGUCUGAACCACCUCAACCCUUCCUCAGCCCUUUGGAUAAUAGUUUUGGUAAUCCUGCACCUCCUCCUAAUUUCCAAACUACAUGAGAUAUGAUAUAGGGUGUAAUGAUAGCAUUUUGUUAGACUAUGAAUUAACAGAUAAAAGGUUGGUAAGUAGAAUUCUGAAAGUGCAUGUUUUUAGAGGGGUCAGAGAUGUAUCAGAUCAUUAUUUAGUGUUAACUACAGUGAAAGUAAGAGGUAGAUUGGGUACAAAGAGAAUGUUGUAAGUGGGUAACCUAUUGUACAUUCCUACCUGCUGUGCUGUAUGACCCUUUUGGGUCUAACACCUCAUUUGAUCAUUUCAUUUUAUUUAUCACUGUGUAAGUGUGUAGAGAAAAAUAAAGGAGAUGGGACAAGAUAUAAGCAACUAUUGGAAAAAAAAUUAUUUUGGGGUAGAUUUAAGAAUUCAGUGUUAGAGGGUGCAGCAGAAGUUUGUGGAUACAGGAGAAUGGGUACCAGACAAAGAGCAGUUGGUGGAAUGACAAGGUAAAGAGGGUUAGGGAGAAAAAUUAGCAUUAUGAGAGGCUUUUUGAUAUAGAUGUGAUAUACAGAGAGUGGACUAUAGGGAGAUUUAGAGAGGUUAAUUAAUUUCAUAUAGUCGGACUUGAGUCCUGGAAAUGGGAAGUACAAUGCCUGUUUGGCAGUUUGGAGGGAUAUGUUGUGUAUCUUUAUACGUAUAUGCUUCUAAACUGUUGUAUUCUGAGCACCUCUGCAAAAGCAGUGAUAAUGUGUGAGUGUGGUGAAAGUGUUGAAUGAUGAUGAAAGUAUUUUCUUUUUGGGGAUUUUCUUUCUUUUUUGGGUCACCCUGCCUCGGUGGGAGACGGCCGACUUGUUGAAAAAAAAAAAAUUAAAAGAAUGGAAAGGGAGUGCAGAAGGUAGCUAAUGAAAGUGUGGGUGAAGUUUUAUUAACAAAUUAGCAAGAGAAUAAGAAAAAAUUUUGAGAUUAAUAAACUUCAGAGUGCCUAGGAAGCAAAUGAAUUUAGCAGUUGAAAACAAGAAGGAAGAUAUUAGGUGGGAGGUGGAGAUGCUGGGAAGAGAGAGGGAAUAUUUUGAAGAAUUGUUAAAUGCUGAUGAAAGAGAGGCAAUAAUUUCAUGUGUUGGGCAGGGACAUAUAACAUGUUGGAGGUAGAGCCAGAUGCAAGUGUGAGAAAAGUGUGAGGCAGCAGUUAGAAUGAAACAGGAUAAAGUAACUGGGAUACAUUAGAUCAAGACAGAUGUUAAAAGUAGGUGGAAAACAGUAUUGGUGUAGUUAGUAUAUUCAAUAUAUGCAUGAAAGGGGGAAGAGUACUUAGGGAUUGGCAUAAAGAAUGCAUAGGUUCUUUACACCUUAUAAGGAAAAGGGGAUAAAGGAGAGUGUAAGAAUUAUUGGAGGAAUAAGUCUGUUGAAUAUCUAGAGGACUAAGAAUGGGUUGUUAAGGUGGUUUUGAUGUUUAGAGAGGAUGUAGUGAAAUAGGAUGACUAGGAGGAGUUAAAAAUCUGGGGUGGAAAGAAAAAGGGGUCAUUAUAGGAAAGGUUUCAGGAAAGGGGUAAAGGCUUUGACUGCUUGGAGCUUGGACAUCUAACAUACUUGUGUGAACACAUUAGAUAGGAGUGGAAGUAAGUGGCUGUUAUGACUUGAUGUGUUGUUGAGUGCCAGUAAUGUAACAUUUAUAAAGGGGAUUCAGAGAAACCAGUUACCUGGACUUGAGUCCUGGAGGUGGGAAAUACAGCAUCUGCAUUCUGGAGGAGGAGUGGAGAUGCUGCAGUUCAGAGGGCCAUCUGAAAUCUAAUGUUGGCACACUUCUGGGAAGACGGUGAUUGAAUGAGUGACUAUGGAAGUAUUUCUUCUUUUUCAAAUCACCCUGCCUGAAGGGAAGACAGCUGGUGUGUUAAAAAAAUAAUAAUUAUAUUUAUAAUUUUGAUGAAGAUUUGUACCUGAAUUUUUUUGAAGAAUACAAACCAAGAAAUAACUAAAAAUAGAGGUAUGAAAUAUUAAAAUUAAAUUUACAGAUUAAUUUGUCUUAGGCAGAUAAGGUUUGUUUAAUAGCAUUAACUGUAGAUGCCAUUAUGGAAUAAAUGAGUGCCACACAAUUUUAAGGAAAUUGAAUGAAGUAUUAGGGGACUGAGCAAUGAAUGUAGUAGACUGUUGUAAAAACUAAAGAUAAAUUGCAAAUGACAACACUUCAAAAAUCCUGCCCUCAUUAAGAAAUAUAUGAACUUUCAAGAGUAUUUUAAGUAUGAUGGUGUGCCAAGGUUUGGGCAUAUAGAAAUAUGAAUUACUAGUACAAAAUACAUGUAUAGUAUGGUAAGAAUGAAAUGUUACAGUUAAAGUAAUGGACUAAUAGGGGGGAGGGGGUGUAUGUUUUUGCCAUUUGUUCAUGGAUUUAAAGUUGUGAAAUUAAUUUUUCACAAUCAUUACAAAUGCAACAUGCCAAGAAUAUGAGUAUUGUAACCUGUAGUACUACAGUACAGUACUGUAUAGUAAUUUUAAAGUACAUAAUUUACAGUAAUUUUACUUACCUUUUUUGUGGUGGAGAGAGGUGUAAACUACAGUGAUAUAUAGUAGCUGAGAAGACAUAGAUAGCUAUGCUCUACUUUCAUAUGCUUUGCUGGCCUAUGAGAAGCAGAUUGAAGAUCAAUACCAUGAACAUUAACACCAAGAGAACAUUGUUGAAUAUGCCAUUUAUGUACUGCCAUUUAUAGCUUUUCAUCAUGGGCCAUUUUUGUAUGCUUUCUAGGACUAGCUGAUGAACCUUUAUGGGUAGCAUUACCACUAAACUUAUACGCAAGGACAGAUUUACUGAUUAGGCUCUUGUGGACAUCAGGCAAUGUCUUAACAUCAUAUUCCUGACAUACCUUCUGUAUUAGUUCAAAUUUCUGCUUAAUACUGAGAAUCACACAUUUUCUCUUGGCACUCCCCACUUGGUUUAGAAGCCAUCGUUAAUUGCCCUUUAUUAAUGUAUUAAGUAAAGUCUCACAAAACACAGUAAAUCCAGGGAAAGUUGGAGACUAAAUGACGAGUGAAUGAACGCAAUAAAUUGGGAUGGGCAGCUCAUGUCUUGGGAACAAUGAAAAAAAAGAGGUCCUGAUGUGGAUGAUCUUUUCCAUACAGGACAAAUGUCAGACCAAGUCCAAUGAUUCAGAAAAUAACCGAACACUGUCAGAACAUUUCUCUUGACCCACACCUGGGGUAGCAUUGUCAGGGUUUUUGACAAAUCAGCCUAUCAUAUUGUUUUGUUCAUCAGAAAGAAUGGGAGCCUUAUCACAGUGAUAUACUUUAUUUUUCUCUGGUGGUCCCAUCUUUAGCCCUUGGAGCUUGGCUUAGCGCUUCUUUUUUAUUAUAAUAAUAAUAAUAAUAAUAAUAAUUUAACCCUUGGAGGGUCGACAGGCCCUCUCCGAGACUUGUUCUCAGGGUCGGCCAAAUUUAAAAAAAAAAAAUUAUUUUUAUGAAAAGAGAAUCUUUUCCCGAUCAUAAUGACACCAAAAGUAUGAAAUCUGAUGGAAAACUUACGGAAUUAUGCUCUUGCGAAGUUAGCGGUCUCAACGAUGUUUACGCAUCGGCAAUUUUGCCCACUUUGAGCCCUAUUUUUGGCCAAUUCCUGUGUACUAGUUGACAAAAAUCAUAACUAUUUCUCUAGAACUCCAUUUUUUCUAUUGAAUGAGUACAAGAAACCACCCAUUUACUGAUUUCAACUAUCCAAUACAGUGGUCAGAAUUUAACAAUUUUGCCAAUUUCACACAAAUUCCAAAAGAUGCCAAUUUCCAAAUAGGGUCCAGAAUAAACAAGAAAGACAUUCCUGGCACUAAAAUAACAUUUCCUCUGUUCGUUAGUCACAUCCCCAGGCCCCUCUUAUAUUUCUUUGGCUUUCCACUUUCAAUUUUUUUCUUACAAAAAAUAGAAGAUUUACUGUUAUGCAGACUACUGCAUUAGUGUAGAAAUGGUAUAAAUAAUAUCAGCGCACUUGUGAAAGAAUAUUAGACUCACCAGUUGAUGUGUAUUGGACGCUUGGCAUGAUUUGUUUACUUUUGAACUUUGGUAAAAAUCGAACAUUUCUGCUGCUUUGAGCUCAAUUUCAAGGUACUUUUCAUUGUAAAACCAGUCAAAAUCAUCUCAAUUUCUGUAAUAUGUCUUCCAUUCUAUAAAAUGAGACCAAGAAAACUAGAAUACAAUAAUAUAUACCAUACGAAAAAACAGUGCAAAGUCGCUGUUCUAUUCCAAAAACACAAUUUUUUUUUUUUUCUCAUUAUGCACUGUGUACUGCAGGAUUUUUUUUUUAUACUGUGCACACUGACCACAUAUACCCAUUCUUUCAUAUGUAGGCCUACCAGCUUUCUCCCACUAGAUUUGAGGGUGCUAGAAUUUAGGCGUACUAGUACGUCAAAAGCCCUGGGUUGUAAGCCGUACUAGUACGGCCGAAACCCUCAAAGGGUUAAUGCAGAUUUGGUAUUAUUUAACUGAAAUCACUUUGUUACAUAAACUGUGACCUUCCCCACCAUCCCUUCUACUAAUUUACUUCCCUUAAUAGUACUACCACUUUACCCCUCUACCCUCACUUGUUGUGUAGCACUGAGUGACUUACAGGGUUAUCACUUUACAUGAAUAAUCACCUUUUCUAUCGCCUGUAUUCCUUAAAAUCAGCAGCCUGAAGUUUAGUGUUUGCCAUGCCCAUAUUUCCCUACCAUUACUUAGUAUUCUUAAUUUAACAUUCACCAAGAAAGCACUAAACCCUUUUUCCAAAUGGAAAAGAGGAUACUAUCACAUGAUGAUUCCUUCACACACAUACUAAUAUUUUUGGCCUUUAAUAAACCAAGAUGCAUUCCUUCCUUGCUAAAUUUUGUCCUUCACUGUUCCAUGGAAUUAAGAAUCAAGUGCUUUUUAUAAAAAGAAUUCUACAGCUGUGCCAUAAAAUGUGGUGGUAGCUAAUAAAUUCUCUAUAAAAUUUCUUAAUUUUUUAGGAAUCAUAACAGACCCAAUCAUAUCACAUGUAUAUUUCAAAUUAUAUGCUACUGAAUGCAUUACAUUGUUUGUAAACAUAUCAAUUUAUAAAUCUAUUGAUGGCUUAGCACUUCUUUUUGAUUAUAAUAAUAAUAAAUCUAUUGAAUGA